AGCAGUGCCACACUCUGAGUAGGAGUUCCUGCCUGCCAGGGACACUGCUCUUGCAUAAUCCAUCUGACUGCAGCUUCUCAGGGCCCAAGUGGAUCCCAGGGAGGUGGAAAGUUCUCAGGUCCUCGCCCAGGCCAAUCUUUCCAUGAUGUCUUCAAGCCCUGCUUCCUGCACAUCUCCUAACCCGGACAGGCAGAACCCAAGUAAGAAGGUCCAGUGGGCUUCUGAAAGGAGGAGGAUGUCAUCCACAGACUCAGAGUCAAAAUCCCACCCUGACCCCUCCAAAGUGCCCAGGUCCCGGAGACCCAACCGGCUGACAGUGAAGUACGACCGGGGGCAGCUCCAUCAGUGGCUGGAGGUGGAGGAUUGGGUGGAUUUGAAUGUUCACGAGCUCUUCAAGGAUCAACAAACUCCUGAUCCUGAGAUUGAUCUGGAGGCUCUCGUGGAACUAUCCAGUGAGGAACAGAAGACUCAGUUGGAGGCUAUUCUCCGAGACUGCUCCCGCCCCACAGAGCAAUUUAUCUCUGAGCUACUCAGUCAACUCAAGAAACUCCGGAGACUCAGUCGGCCUCAGAAAUAAGCUUCACGAGACUACCUUCAUCAACCUCAGCACUGCGAGUCCUGCCCUGAACCUCUGGAUCCUGAGCUGAGAGGGAAAUGGCUCUUUGAGACACAGACAAGGAAUAUGGAAGAUAAGGAGGGACAUUUGGAUGUCCUAGUGUAUGUACAGUCACAAGUAGUUCCUGUCAGCUGGGCUUUCUGGGAGCCAGUCAUGGCUGUUGCCCAGACUUGACAGCCAAGUGGAUAAAAUCUUUAGGAGCCCCAGUUGAAUGGAAUGUGGAGCAUAUCUGUGCUAUGGGAUGGGGAAGGGAGAGGGUGAAGUGAUAUACCAGAAGGGCAGCAUCCUGAGUCACUACACUCUAUCCAUAUGUAUGCCUCAUCCAUCCAUCCACCUGUCCAUCCAUCUAUCAAUCCAUCCAAACUGGCCUUGAGAAUUUAAGAUGAAAGUCACAGUUCUGCUUCAGAAAUCACCAUCUAGCAAGGACCAGAGGCUAAGACAUAAAGCAUCCUGGCAUCACCAAGAACAGAAGCCCAAGUGGCAAAGACUAGUUUUGAAUCUCAGAGGAGAGGUAACAGGAAAAGGCUAGCUGAGUCUGGGGCACCAGGUUAAGGCUAAAUCUUCCUCCCUCCUUAAAUAAUGUGGGAGGCUUCAGGCUGAGGACUCUUUCUUGAGCUGGCUCCAGCCAGAAGACAAAAAGCAUGGAUUAAGCAGAGGGGUAUCAAGUGUACACGCUGACAGGCCAGGGGUCAAGUCAAGAGGGAAUUGCUGGAAACAGACACUGAUUCAGAAUGGGAGGAACAUUGGGACAGGAACCCUGGGAGGUGGCGUCUUUGGAAGUAAGACAGGAAGCAGGGUAUGCAACCACUGUUUGUGCAAAGUGUCUGAGUACUAGACAGGUUGAGAAUCCAAGAUGGUAGAGCCUAGGGGGCUAAGCUGGGCAUCCCAGAGCAGGACUCACAGUUCAGUUCAGUUGAACGAAUAUUCAUGUCUACUGCCUAUGAGGCUACCAGGAUGGGUGGGACUGCUCCUGCCGGAAA
Messenger RNA from Pteropus alecto (black flying fox), 1596 nucleotides. RefSeq names its product protein phosphatase 1 regulatory inhibitor subunit 14D (gene PPP1R14D). Gene Ontology annotation, cellular component: cytoplasm. The coding region runs from base 143 to 577 and encodes 144 amino acids. The transcript has 5 exons. The record is from RefSeq and is a predicted model, not a curated record. NCBI's taxonomy places the organism in Eukaryota, Metazoa, Chordata, Mammalia, Chiroptera, Pteropodidae. Gene Ontology annotation, biological process: regulation of phosphorylation. Gene Ontology annotation, molecular function: protein serine/threonine phosphatase inhibitor activity.